UGCACAUGGUUAUCUUGUACUUGCAAGUAAAUGUAACAUUAAAAAAAAAAUAAUGAAAAAAUAAGUCAUUUAGGCUAUUUGAUAAUAACAUGCUAAAUGAACAUGUUUUGCUUUUUAAUUCUCCUUCACUCAGUCUUUGUAUAAUAUACAUUUAUUGACUGAGUUCGAGGGCAACAUGCGUUUUGUCAGACCCAAGAACCAAACAGUCUGCCUGAGGCCGUUAGGCCGAAGGCAGACAGUUUGGUUCGAGGGUCCGACAAAACGCAUUUUGCCCGAGAACUCUGUCAAUAAAUGUUUUGUUAUACCUUUCAUUUUAUUAUAUAUUUUUUGACAUACAUGUAUUUUGUACUAUAUUAAUGUAACAUUAGAUCUGUCACUUUUUAAAACCAAAGAAUGAAAAUGAGAUUAAGCUCCGCCCAUUCUGUGACGUAAGUGGUCCAACAUUUCUCCGAGCGGUCCAACAUCUCACUCAGCGGUCCAACAUCGAUUUUUUAUGCCCGCUCAGCAAAACAUUAAAAAUGUUAGACUUUUUCUGUAUAGAUUUGUAUAGGCACAAUUUUUUAAAGGUAUAACAAUGUAUAUUUUUAGAUGAGCUGAUCGCCAACCAGGAGAUCAGAAUGAUCGCAUCUGCUCCUGCCACUUUAAGGAUGGUAAGAAGGAGGGGGACCCUGCAUAUUUUGCAUGGAAUGAAGGAAAGGCCAUGGAUUUCUCUGAUCCUGAAUGUACAAAAAGGAGGAAAAAACUCAAAAGUGAGGAGUCCCUGUCAUCUUCACAGAUGGACCAGUUGCAGAUUCCACAAGCACCAAAAUGUCAAUAUCAAGAAAAAUUGAUAUCAGAGCACAACUACUCAGCAUCCUGCACAUUUAACUGUACUCAAGAAAUGCAGCGCCUCUCAACAGAAAUACAACUGGAAAAGGAAUUGCUUGCCCUAAAAAUAGAGUCUAGUAAAAGGAAGCCAAUAUCAAUCCACGAUAUUAAAUACAACGAAGAGAAGGUCUCUGAUCAGCAGGGGCAUUUUCUCUAUAUAUUAAGAAGAAAAUGGAGACUCCCUACCCACCCGAUGUAUUUUGUCGGACAGUUUUCUGUACAUUGCAGUCACCAAUAUAUCCAAAUAUCAUCACCGGCCCAGACGUCAUUCACUCCUUUGAAUUGUGCUGGUAGCAGUAAGGUGUCAUCAUUUGAGAUGGUCACAGUAUCCAAUACACUGAAGUCACAGGACUCUAAUUUCAUACAUGUUCACAGGGUCUCUGCCAAAAUCUUUUGAGGAUUUUUCCUCUGCUAGAGCAUCCAUGGAUGCAAAUGAAACAACCCAGGACAUCCCAACACAUAUGGAUAAUCAGGCCAUGGCCUACAGUAUGUACAAAAGUUGCCAUACUUUUAAAGCAGUAACUUGCGUGCCUCCAAAUGGUGCACUUACAUUUUGCUCCAUGCUGUACCCAGGUUCUACUUCUGAUGUAGCUAUUGUACGUCACAGCCAAGUUUUACGAAAGUUCAAAGCUGGAGACCUUAUUUUGGUGGUCAAAGGUUUCACCAUUCAUGACCAGUUGCCCCAGGGUGUCUGCUUAAUUAUAAAAGCUCUUUUAUCGACACGAGGCCAGUUUACCAUACAAGAAGCAGCACUGUGUUACAAGAUUGCUAAAGCACUUAUUCAUGUGGAAAGAGCCAACGAGAGGAUAAAGAAUUACGAGAUUCUCCGUCACAUACCAUCUACUUACAGACCAAUCUCAACAAAAAUAUUUCAACUCUGUUCUUGUCUUGUAAACUUGCAAGCUCCACUUUUGAAAGAAAUUACUUAAAGAUACAUGUACUUAUUAUAAAUUUGCAUUGGCGUGUGACAGUAUACACUAAACAGUGAAGAUAUUCAUACCAAAGUGCAAGGGAUAAGCAAAUUUUGAUUUGUUAUCAAUGUCAAUGGUUAUAUUUGUUAACUUUGUAGUAUGUUGUAAUACAUGUACUUCAGAAAAUGAAAAUCCCUUUUGUUUAGCAUGGAUUUAUUACAAGAAUGGUUGGCAAUUCGAUUCUUCAUUUGACAAUAUAAUUUGGAAGAGGGUUUACUUAUAAUUUUAAAUUUCUAGUUUAAAGUAUAUUUACCUUUAAAGCACAACUCAACAAAUUCAUGUUUUCAACAAUUUAUCUAUUAAGAAAGACAAAAAUGUUACAUUUUCACUUUGAGAAUAACAUCUUCAAUUCAUUAAUAAAAUGAUUCUAAAUUUU
This is a messenger RNA of Saccostrea cuccullata (small rock oyster), 2214 nucleotides long. RefSeq lists its product as uncharacterized. The coding region runs from base 701 to 1264 and encodes 187 amino acids. The record is from RefSeq and is a predicted model, not a curated record. The transcript is spliced from 6 exons. NCBI's taxonomy places the organism in Eukaryota, Metazoa, Mollusca, Bivalvia, Ostreida, Ostreidae.